AUGGCGUCCACACGCUCUCUUCUUAUCCCGCAUAAACGUCCACUACUCUCCCCAAAUUCCAAGAAUGAAGUCACCAAAAGCAACAAGUCUCACAAACCCAUCCAGAAGGUUCUCAACCCGAGCGCGAUAGCAACAGAGACGCGCAUGAAGAAAGCCGUGAGCUUACGUUUGUCUGCCGAUUGGGAUGAGUACGAUCCCCCAGAUCCCACUGAAUGCGACUUUUCAAGACCCACACAGCUAUUUCUUGAUCCAAAACGUUGGGAAGCCAUGUUGAAGAAGGCUCGGGAUACUGCCAAGGCUUUAGAUGAUGCGAGCGGAGGCCCAGGAAGCAGUACCAGAAAUUCAGGAACUUUUGAAUCGGCCGAUCAGCGAAUACAAAGACAGGAAAGAGAGGCAGGGUUUGGAUCUAUGGCUAUUCGAGCUCGAUCAAGUACAAUGGCAAGUGGGAGAGUAAGAGUGAGACGAGGCGCAGGAAGAACGACCCGGCGAGGUACGAGAUAA
Messenger RNA from Penicillium malachiteum, 501 nucleotides. RefSeq lists its product as uncharacterized. The transcript has a single exon. The record is from RefSeq and is a predicted model, not a curated record. NCBI's taxonomy places the organism in Eukaryota, Fungi, Ascomycota, Eurotiomycetes, Eurotiales, Aspergillaceae. Bases 1 to 501 code for a protein of 166 amino acids.